Mastomys coucha (southern multimammate mouse) is the source of this 2309-nucleotide messenger RNA. It is a transcript of the gene Asb6, whose product is annotated as ankyrin repeat and SOCS box containing 6. Gene Ontology annotation, cellular component: BRCA1-BARD1 complex. Gene Ontology annotation, biological process: protein ubiquitination; intracellular signal transduction. The record is from RefSeq and is a predicted model, not a curated record. Lineage: Eukaryota; Metazoa; Chordata; Mammalia; Rodentia; Muridae. Bases 125 to 1381 code for a protein of 418 amino acids. The transcript is spliced from 7 exons. Gene Ontology annotation, molecular function: protein binding.
GAGUGGUAGGAUAACUUCCGGUGCGGAACUGCGGCCUGGGAGGAGGACUGGUCCCCGGCGCGGGGUCUGAACCGGUAGAUCGGAAGUUGGUGGCGAGUGGCUGUCCGGACACGCGACCGACGCCAUGCCGUUCCUGCACGGCUUCCGCAGGAUCAUCUUCGAGUACCAGCCCCUGGUGGACGCCAUCCUGGGCGCCCUGGGCAUCCAGGAUCUGGAGCGGCAGGAGCCCCUGGACGAUUAUGCUUCCAGUGAGGAGAGCCGGAUCCUGGUCCUUACUGAGCUGCUGGAGCAGAAGGCUCACUCCCCAUUCUACCAGGAAGGUGUGAGCAAUGCGUUGCUGAAGAUGGCCGAGCUGGGCCUGACCCGGGCAGCCGCUGUCCUUCUGCAGAGUGGGGCCAACCUCAAUUUUGAAGACCCCGUUACCUACUACACGGCCCUGCACAUUGCUGUCCUGAGAAACCAGCCUGACAUGGUGGAGCUGCUGGUGCGCCAUGGGGCUGAUAUCAACAGGAGGGACCGGAUCCAUGAGAGCAGCCCCUUGGAUCUGGCCAGUGAGGAGCCCGAACGCCUGCCCUGCCUGCAGCGCCUCUUGGAUCUUGGAGCAGAUGUCAAUGCAGCUGACAAAAAUGGUAAGACAGCCCUGCUGCACGCUCUGGCUAGCAGCGAUGGAGUGCAGAUCCACAACACAGACAACAUCCGGCUGCUCCUGGAGGGAGGGGCAGAUGUCAAGGCCACCACCAAAGAUGGGGACACUGUAUUCACAUGCAUCAUCUUCCUGCUCGGUGAGACCGUCUGUGGGGACAAGGAGGAGGCCCCGAUGAUCAACCGCUUCUGCUUCCAAGUCACGCAGCUUCUGCUAGCCCAUGGUGCUGACCCCAGCGAGUGCCCAGCCCAUGAGUCCCUCACGCACAUCUGCCUCAAAAGCUUCAAGCUGCACUUCCCACUCCUCUGCUUCCUGCUGGAGUCAGGGGCAGCCUACAACUGCUCCCUGCAUGGCGCAUCCUGUUGGUCUGGCUUCAACCUCAUUUUUGAGAGGCUCUGCUCGCACCCGGGCUGUGCUGAGGAUGACAGUCACAUUGAGCUUCUGCAUAAGGCUGAGACCGUGCUGGACCUCAUGGUGACUAGCUCCCAGAGGCUGCAGUUGCCUGAGAACCUCAACAUCCACCCAGUGGGUAGCCUGGCAGGGAAGAUCCAGGCCCUUCAUGCCUCCCUGCGGCAGCUUGAGAGCUACCCGCCGCCUCUCAAACACCUGUGCCGUGUGUCCAUCCGGCUAUGCCUGCGACCGUGGCCUGUGGACACCAAGGUCAAAGCGCUGCCCUUGCCUGACAGGCUCAAGUGGUACCUGCUCAGUGCGCACAGUGGUACUGAAGAUGCUUGCUGAUGGAUCCCAGGAUGGAGUGAUCUGGGGUGCCUGAAGCCAGCCUGAGGGUAGGUCUUGGCUUUGGCCAGAAAGUCUUCUGUCACAUCGACCAUGUCAACCACCCUGAAGAGCGGCAGGAGCAGGCGCUUGGUGAUCCUUCCAAUGCCAGCACCACAGUCCAGGGCACAGGAAGUCCCCGUCUUGUUUGGGCCUUCCUAAAACACAGGGGCAAUGUAUGACCCACAAGGCACCACAACCACCCGGCCCUUCCCAUGAGUCCCAGAAAGCUGAGUCAGGCACCUCCACUGGCCUGUCACUGGAGGGUAAGAAAAACUCUUUCUAAGGUCACUUCAAGGUGACAGCUAGAAAAAAGCAGGUGCAUAAUCUCCUUUCCUUCCAGAACCCCCAGGAGCCCAUAGGGUGGUAGGGAUGGCCAUGGUGUGGAGGUGUGGAGAGGGUAAGGGCUUCUUGCGGGGCUCACCCCUGGGCUGUGUGGAGCUGAGAAGGGAGGAUCCAGAUAGAAGGCUGCAUGAAAAGGAGUCACAGGAGGACUGUCACCACCCACUGCCCCGCAGCACUCCUACGCCCAGCAGGGACUAUUCCCAGACUGCUAAGUCCCUAGUGCUUGGCCCUGAGACAAAACUCACACUCCACAAGUCCACUCAAUCACCACCCAGCUCUUCAGGGCCUCGGUGGCAGCCACCAACAAGAUGAGCAGAGAGCCUGCAGUGUGGUGUGUGGAAGUGGCUCCCCACACUGCCCCACCAGAGCCACAACCUCUCCUGGAGAGGACAUCAGACCUGCCUACCCUUAAAAACCUCUGCAGAAACUUCCGGGAGCUGUUGAGGUCGAUGUUGGAGAUGUGGCCAUACCCCCCGAGCAUGCCGUCCACCGUGGGCGGGAUCUGCUUCCAGUAGGUCUUGGCCUUCGAAUAAAACUGUUUCUCAUC